Messenger RNA from Salvia miltiorrhiza (redroot sage), 762 nucleotides. Its product is annotated as adenylate isopentenyltransferase 1, chloroplastic-like. Gene Ontology annotation, biological process: cytokinin biosynthetic process; tRNA modification. Gene Ontology annotation, cellular component: mitochondrion. The transcript is spliced from 3 exons. The record is from RefSeq and is a predicted model, not a curated record. Lineage: Eukaryota; Viridiplantae; Streptophyta; Magnoliopsida; Lamiales; Lamiaceae. Bases 1 to 762 code for a protein of 253 amino acids. Gene Ontology annotation, molecular function: AMP dimethylallyltransferase activity; tRNA dimethylallyltransferase activity.
AUGGAUGGAAUCAAAGCUUCUGGAUUGAGGGUUUCUGAAGCAGCGGCAUCGCCAUGGCAGGGAAGGGAGAGCUUAAUUAUCACUGCUCCAAUUUCAAACGCGUCAUCACAAGACACCACCGUUUCGCAGGUGCGCCGCGAAGAUGGCCUCUGUCGCCGCCGCCACAGGAAGAUAGUGGUGGUGAUGGGCCCCACGGGCUGCGACAAGACCAAGCUCUCCAUCGACUUGGCGUCGAGAUUCUUCCGAUCAUCGGAGAUCGUCAACUCUGACAAAAUCCAAAUCCACCGUGGCCUCGACAUCACCACUAACAAAAUCCCUCCCCGCGACCGGGAGAACGUCCCCCACCACCUCCUGGGCCAGUUCGACUCAUCCGAGUCGCACCCCGAGUUCACCCCCUCCGACUUCCGCCUCGUCCGAGUCGCACCCCGAGUUCAUCUACGCAUUGCUGGCGGAGAAAUUCGACCCCGCGUCGGACGCGUUCACCGUGUGCAGGGGGCUGAGGUACAGUACAAGUGUUGCUUCAUCUGGGUGAACGUGUCGUCGGCGGUGCUGGCGGAGCAUCUGGUGCGGCGGGUGGACGACAUGCUGGGGUCGGGGAUGUUCAAGGAGCUGGCCGAGUAUUUCGGCGGCUGCGAGUGGGACUCGAUCCUGAUUAGGAAUGAAUUUUGUUCAUACCUGGAAUUGUGGCCAGAAAUCGUGAAAUUAACCCCCUGCGCGAUGGAGAUCGGAACAGUAGCCUCCCCAAAACUCCACUACCGCUGA